AUGCUGGCUGAGAUGAAGACAAAGCAUGAUGGAAAGACAUGGACGGACUUCCCGCGUACUCAUACUGAAGCACUAGUCUCGGCGUGGUUUCGCUCCCUGGAAAAGCCCUUCCUAGCCGACGCCCCGAACAAACUCCAUACCACUACAUCUGCCCACCAGUUUGAGGAAGGGAAAGGCCAGCUUGAUCUUUUCUUACAAAGGUCAACUACGGAAGCGAGCACCAUUUAUUCAUACAAGAACGUUCUCGUUGUUGGGGAGCUAAAGCAGUCAUGCAAUCCAAGCAGGUUUAAGGCGGAUUUCCUGCAACUCACCCGCUAUGUACGGAGUGUUUUCAAUGAUCAGCCGACCCGUCGAUUCGUUCACGCCUUCCUUCUCUGCGGCUCCAUGAUGGAGCUUUGGAUCUUCGAUCGGGCUGGGGCGUAUAGUUCAGGGCCUUUCGAUAUUCAGGAAGAGCCAGACAGGUUUGCGCGGGCUUUGGCCGGCUAUUUAACGAUGGAUUCUGAAGCGAUGGGGUUGGAUACCUUCAUUGAGCGAGUUGCCGAGGGAGAAGAACAACAACGCUACGCCACACUGGAGGAUAAGAGGGCCAGGCUACACACGGCAAUGUACAAGCAGAAUGCCAUCGUGUGUUGCGGAACUACCUGGUUUACAACCUACGACAACGAGGUUGUCAAAUUCGCUUGGGCAUCGGGUAAACGGACAUCGGAGGUAGAGCACCUAACGCAAGCAAAGAUAAUGGGACUGCAGUUCCCAGCGGCUCACCUGUUUCAGGACGAGAAUAGUGACUUUGAUGACCUUCCAUCGGCCACAAGCACUAAUACAUCGGGAUCCAAGCGCAAGUCGCCGUCCGACGCCACUAUCAACACCGCAUCCGGAUCUAAUAAGAAGCAGCGCCCAAGUAUCCCCAGAAAGGGGAGCAUGCAGCCGCCGCCGUCGACAAGCAAGGCCCUGACCAAGCCGACGCCACCUACGCCUAGCGAGGACCUGUGGGAAGAUAGAAUCUAUUCCUGCCUUGUCAUCUCACCAGCCGGGCACGUCAUUAGCAAAUUUUCCGCGAUCAAGCAACUGCUAGAAUCAAUGCGAGAUGCGAUCAAAGCGCACCAAUCUCUCUACGUCACUGGUAACAUUCUCCACCGCGAUAUCUCUCCAAACAACAUCAUCAUCACGGACCCCGAAACACCACAUGACUUCAAGGGCAUGCUGAUCGACCUCGACAUGGCUAAAGUACGAGAUAGCGACCCGAGCGGAGCGCGACAAAUUACUGGCACAAUCCAGUUCAUGGCGAUUGAAGUAAUGGAGAACGUCGGACACACAUACCGUCACGACCUCGAAUCGUUCUUCUACGUCCUGCUUUGGAUGUGUGCGCGCCAAUCAUGA
Sordaria macrospora k-hell is the source of this 1377-nucleotide messenger RNA. RefSeq lists its product as uncharacterized. Gene Ontology annotation, biological process: protein phosphorylation. The record is from RefSeq and is a predicted model, not a curated record. NCBI's taxonomy places the organism in Eukaryota, Fungi, Ascomycota, Sordariomycetes, Sordariales, Sordariaceae. Gene Ontology annotation, molecular function: ATP binding; protein kinase activity.